Messenger RNA from Drosophila grimshawi, 2444 nucleotides. It is a transcript of the gene Rabex-5, whose product is annotated as rab5 GDP/GTP exchange factor. Gene Ontology annotation, molecular function: guanyl-nucleotide exchange factor activity; DNA binding; small GTPase binding. Bases 156 to 2294 code for a protein of 712 amino acids. The record is from RefSeq and is a predicted model, not a curated record. Gene Ontology annotation, biological process: vesicle-mediated transport. The transcript is spliced from 3 exons. Lineage: Eukaryota; Metazoa; Arthropoda; Insecta; Diptera; Drosophilidae. Gene Ontology annotation, cellular component: cytosol; endocytic vesicle.
CCCCAUUGAGCUGCAAGACAUCGAUACAUCGUUGAGAUAACGCUGCUAUCAGCUGUUUAUCAUCAAUCGACUAUCAGCCUGGACCCCAAAUAAGAAUUCGCAAUAAAUCCGAUUCGUACAAAAUUCAAGUAAAAAGUAAAUUGUAAAUUGUAAUCAUGGCGAACCGUGCGCCGAUGCUGCGAAUCGGUCAGCAAGAUCUGAAAUGCCGCCAGGGCUGCGGUUACUAUGGAAACACACAGUUCGAUGGACUCUGCUCGAAGUGUUUCCGUGAACGCAACGAUAAGCAGCGGAAAAAGCAGAGAGCUAGCGAGUAUCAUGAAGCUGCCAAUUCCGCUGGUGGAUCGAUCGAGCGCAGGUCGCCGCAGCAUUCGCUCUCGCUGGACCGUGUCAAAAAGAAGCAGCAGCAGCAACAGCAGCACGAAUCCGAUUCCUCGCCAGUUGCCACAGCUAGCACCAUGCCCCGAAAGAAGUUCACCGUGCCGGCUGUGCUCCAGAAGACACUAAAAAAUACAUUUCCUGCUGCUGUUGCACAACAACAACAACAUCAGCCUCGCAUUCCGAGUGCCACCGAAUCGCAGUUUAUGUUGCAGCUGCGUCAAUUGCGUCUGCCGGACGAUGCCAAGCGCAAGCUGAAGAGCGAGAUACAGCGUUUGGAUCACGAGAUACGCAAAUACAUGAACAAUCACAGCAGCAAGAAUGUCGAUGAACUGUCCGAUCUUGUCCAGAAUGCUUACACACGCUUCGCGGACAUUGUGCAUAAUGAUGCACGCUUCGAGAUCGCAACGAACGAGGAUCGCGAGAGUGCCAUCGAUUUCUUUGAGAAGGUCGUCAUGACACAGAAUCACAACUUGCUCUUCAGUCCAUAUUUUACCACUGAUGAGGAGAGCGAUAUUAAGGUGCAGAAGCGCAUACGACAACUGAGCUGGAUAACAUCGAAGCAUCUCGAUUGCAGCAUUGAUGAGGUGAACGCGGAGGCGAGGGAUUUGGUCUACAAUGCCAUCUCGGAGCUGGUGGGCAUCGAUUCGUAUUAUUCGCCGCAGGAGAAACUGUUGUGCACCGUUCGCUGUUGUCGCCACAUUUUCGAGCUGCUCAAGAGCUCCAAGGGCGGACCUGCAAGUGCUGAUGAUUUCCUGCCAGCGCUAAUCUUUGUGGUGCUCAAAGCGAAUCCGGUGCGCCUGCACAGCAAUUUGAAUUUUGUGAAUCGCUUCACGAUUGCGUCGCGAGUGAUGAGCGGCGAGGGUGGCUAUUAUUUCACCAAUCUCUGCUCGGCCAUUGCCUUCAUUGAGAAUCUAAACAAUGAGAGCUUGAGCAUUGGUGCCGAUGAGUUUGAGUCUUUAAUGUCGGGCGCCCAGGCCUUUAGCACGCCUUGGGAGAGUGCGUUGCUCGCCUGCGAGAGUCUGCAUCUCAUCUCGGAGAAUAUGAAGUGCAUGGAACAGUUGCAGAAACGAAAUACGGCGAUUAGCAACGGGAUCAAGGACUUUGAGCGCGAAUUGCUUGAGUUUCAGCGUGAGGUGACGGAGAAGGUGGACACUGUGAUGGCCAAGGCGCCACUAACACUGCUGCCCAUUAAGACGCCGCCUCAUCUGAUUGCCCAGGCGCGUGCUCAUUUGGCACAGGAUGGCGUUGAGGCAGCCGUUGGCCAUUAUUCGUCCAAUCUGCUGAGUGGCGCACACAAUCAGCACUCGCUGAUAGCCGCUAAGGGCAAGGAGAAGGAGAAACCUGUCGAGGAAGCCCAGUUGGAGGCGUCGCAUACGCUCUCGCUGAAGGAUACGAGUGUCAGCUCUGUGGGUCGUCUGUCGCCGCUGCAUCAUCAGUUGGCCCAAACGGAUCAGUUGUUCGCCUCGCCCCUCUUCAACAAUUAUACGCCCUUCGAUGCUGUAUCGCUGCUGGAGGAAUCCUCGGAGCAUGCUGAUGUCCUGAUGCUGGGCCACGAAUUCCAAGGUGGAUUGACGAACAUCAACUACGAUUUCGAUUUGUCCGAUCAGAGUGGCGAUAAUAGCGUUGCCGAUGAUCCAAAACUGAAUUUGGAUGAAUUUGAUCCACUUGCGCAGCGCGGAAUUCCAAAAGCACCCGUUGUAGCUGAGACCAGUGUGCUGGAUACCACGUUGGAUAGCUUGAUAGACAGCGAUGUGCCCGCCACGGGUGUACUUUUGCCAUCCCCCUUAAAGCCGGAGGUGGCCAAUUAUCGGGGAUUCUCCAAUUUCGAUAUUCCAAGCAUCUCGUGCAAUACGGGUGACUUUAGUUCACUCAAUCAGGAUGUCAAUGAUCCCGGACAGCCAACAAAUAAUAAGUAAAUGUCCUUCCUGCACCUAAGAACAAAUUGUAAAUAACGCUUGAAUUUAAUUGCACAUAUUUAUUUGUAUUAUAAAAAUAAUUACUUUUAAGUAUUUUAUCCAAAUGAAAUAAACAAGUUGACACACGAAGCCAGAAGAUAUGAAAUAAUA